Messenger RNA from Polyodon spathula (Mississippi paddlefish), 1879 nucleotides. RefSeq names its product phosphopantothenate--cysteine ligase-like. The record is from RefSeq and is a predicted model, not a curated record. The transcript is spliced from 5 exons. The coding region runs from base 401 to 1372 and encodes 323 amino acids. Gene Ontology annotation, biological process: coenzyme A biosynthetic process. Gene Ontology annotation, cellular component: nucleus; cytoplasm. NCBI's taxonomy places the organism in Eukaryota, Metazoa, Chordata, Actinopteri, Acipenseriformes, Polyodontidae. Gene Ontology annotation, molecular function: phosphopantothenate--cysteine ligase activity.
AGAAUUUCGCUGUCCUGUAUUUGAUUCAUUUUUUUUUUUUUUUUACUUGAAGUUCAACCUAUAGAAGUCGAGUAUUUAAAAAAUACCAAGUGUAUUGUUGUCUGCUUCGUGUUUUGAGUAAACAAAAGAGUAGCCAGAUUGACAGGGACGACCUCUGCGACGAGCGCUGCUUCACAAUAUAACCCAACUGCGCCAUUCUCAUGCCGUGAGCAGCCACACACUGCCUGCUUGCAGUUUGGACGCGGUUCAGCACUCUGUCUUUCAUGUCUCCAAUUGUUUUUCACGCUCAGUUUAAGGACAGCCAAUUGCUGUUCAUAUACUACACGGAGAAGGAGAUUUGGAUUCAAUUUGGAUUAAGAAGCAAUAUGGAUAAUUUCAGGAGAAAUCAGUCUGCUAAGCCAUGGCGAGCUCUGGAUCUGCAUGUUCACCCACAGCGGACUGCAGGAUGGAAGCAGAGUUUGCUGUCCCGGCACAAGUGGAGGCGGCAGGCAAGCAGAUGGCAGAGUUUGCCCGGCAUCACUGCUCAGAAGGGCGGAGGGUGGUCCUGGUCACCUCAGGAGGCACCAAAGUCCCCCUGGAGUCCAGGACUGUUCGUUUUUUGGAUAAUUUCAGUAGCGGGCGGAGAGGUGCCUCGUCAGCUGAGUAUUUCUUGGACUCAGGCUAUGCUGUGAUCUUCCUGCACCGCCACCACUCCCUCUACCCGUACUCCCGGAAGUACGCUGGAGUGAACCUGCUUGACACUCUGAGAGCCUCCCCGGAGCAGGGGCUUGGGUGCAUCUCGCACAGGGUGGAGGUGGACCAGGGCAAGCUGCCUCACAUCGUCUCUGUCCUGCAGCGCUAUCAGGCUGUGAAAGAAGCACGGCUCCUGCUGGCAGUGGAGUUCAAUACGCUCUCGGAGUACCUACAUCUGCUCAAGGCAGCUGCACAGGCUCUCGGUCCAAUAGGGUCCAAUGCCAUGUUUUACCUGGCUGCUGCUGUUUCCGAUUUCUACAUUCCUGCUUCGGAAAUGCCUGAACACAAGAUCCAAUCCUCCGAUGGGCCUUUGCAGAUCACUAUGAAGAUGGUUCCAAAGAUGCUGUCCCCCUUGGUGAAGGACUGGGUACCCAAGGCGUUUGUGAUCUCCUUUAAGCUGGAGACUGACCCGUCCAUCCUUGUGGGGCGCGCCCGCAGAGCGCUGGACAUGUACCGGCACCAGGCUGUGGUAGCCAAUGUGCUGGACACCCGGCGGGGCUACGUGGUGAUCGUGACCCGGGACACCCAGACUGAGCUGCUGCUGUCUGACGAGGAGGAGCAGAGGGAGGUGGAGAUCGAGGAGAAAAUAGUCAGUAACCUGUCCACAGCUCACACCAGCUUCAUAGAGGAGCAGGGCUAAAGAUACUGGCAUAAAAAUGUUUCAACAAAGGGUCUUUACAAGACGUCAAGCUAUCUUUAGAACUUCGUGAAGGCUCUUGUUGGAACAAUUGAGUGAGUUCUAGUGUUCAAAUGAGAUUCGCCCCUUCAGGAUGUGUUACACCAGAGCUGUCCAGUCUUUUUUGCUGCAAGCGCCAUGCCGACAGUUUAAACAUACAAUAAAAUGUAAACGUGUCAGACACGCCUGAAGGUGUAGUUUGCUAAAUCUUAUAAGCUUACUGAAGAGUUUCAAAGAAAUUGAAGAAAACAAACAGAGCAAGCCCUGUUGGCAAACUGUCAUUAAUAGCCCUUAAAUGGCACACUUAACCUGUAGAUCACUGCUGUUAUUGGAAAGUGGCCCCCAUUCAUCCUGAGAAAACUAAACCAUUUGAUCAUGUGAACAGUAAUUUUCAUAUCACUGUAGAGAGAGGAUAGCUACUGUUAGGUUAUCUAUAGAUUGUUUUCUCAUUAAAAUAAAAAAUCUAAAUUU